UAUCUGCAGACCAGCAAGUAUUGUCCUCUGUGCAACAUCAAGAUCCACGAGACGCAACCGCUCCUCAACCUCAAGCUGGACCGCGUCAUGCAGGACAUCGUCUACAAACUGGUACCCCGCCUGCAGGAGAAUGAGGAACGCCGGAUUAGGGAAUUCUAUCAAUCUCGAGGAUUGGAACGUGUAUUGCAGACGCACGCAGUGGAAGAUCCAGUGGUGGAUGUCACCCGGCAGUCCCUCUCUGCGGUGGUCUCUCAGAGUACUUCCCACUACUACAAGAACGAUGAACACGUCUCGCUGUGUCUAGAGAAAGUCGGGUAAGAU
Messenger RNA from Nanorana parkeri, 321 nucleotides. RefSeq names its product polycomb group RING finger protein 1-like. Gene Ontology annotation, biological process: negative regulation of transcription by RNA polymerase II. The annotation marks the transcript as partial. Gene Ontology annotation, cellular component: PRC1 complex. NCBI's taxonomy places the organism in Eukaryota, Metazoa, Chordata, Amphibia, Anura, Dicroglossidae. The record is from RefSeq and is a predicted model, not a curated record. Gene Ontology annotation, molecular function: promoter-specific chromatin binding. The transcript is spliced from 3 exons.